Messenger RNA from Salvia splendens (bonfire salvia), 690 nucleotides. RefSeq names its product protein FAR1-RELATED SEQUENCE 4-like. NCBI's taxonomy places the organism in Eukaryota, Viridiplantae, Streptophyta, Magnoliopsida, Lamiales, Lamiaceae. Gene Ontology annotation, biological process: regulation of DNA-templated transcription. Bases 1 to 690 code for a protein of 229 amino acids. The transcript has a single exon. The record is from RefSeq and is a predicted model, not a curated record.
AUGUAUGGGGUGGUUGCACCCAAAAUGAUUAUCACUGAUCAAGAUUGGGGGAUGAAACUUGCUGUUCAACAAGUACUUUUACAAACAAGGCACCGAUGGUGCAUGUGGCAUAUUAUGGUUAAGGUGUCAGAUAAGUUGCCCAAAUCCUUGCUUGGUAGUGAAGAUUUCAAAAAAGAGUUUAAUGCAUGUGUUUGGUCUGAUUUGUUAGAGCCUGAUGAGUUUAAUAUAAUAUGGAAUGAUAUUAUGGAACGGUAUGGAUUAGAAGACGUCCACUGGUUUGGAUCGAUGUUUGAAGAUAGAGAAUUCUGGGUUCCUGCUUAUGUUCGAGAUUUUCCCAUGGGGUCGCUUCUUAGGACUACAUCGAUGUAUGAAUCAGAGAAUAGCUUUUUUAAAAACUACACAAAGCCUCGUGCAAAUCUUGUACAGUUCAUGAAUUUCUUUAACUGUGCUGUUGGAGAUCAAAGGAAUGCCAAUUCAAGAUUGAACUACUUGGAUUACUCAACUAUUCCUGAUUUGUCAACCCAAUUGCCUAUUGAGAAGCAUGCAUCUACAAUCUACACUGAUAAUAUUUUCAAACAUGUACAACAGAAAAUAAGUAUGGUAUGUGAGAUUGUUUCGAUAACUGUUGAGGAUAACAUCAAGAUGCAUAAGGUCAAGGACCAAUAUGGUAGAACAUGGGAUGUUAAGUAA